Molecule: messenger RNA, 1445 nt
Organism: Triticum dicoccoides
Lineage: Eukaryota; Viridiplantae; Streptophyta; Magnoliopsida; Poales; Poaceae
Product: serine/arginine repetitive matrix protein 1-like
Exons: 5
Coding region: 1-1377 (458 amino acids)
Source: RefSeq, a predicted model, not a curated record
AUGGAGCAGCAGGGAGGCAGCGGAGGAGUAGAUCCGGCCUCCUCCGGCCGGAUCCGGUGGCGAGGAGGACGAGGCGGCGCGGGCGCGGUGUCGGCAGAGCGGGGCGGCACGGUGUCGGCGGCCGGCAGCGAGGCGAACCACGGCGGCGUGGCGGCGCCGGCCGGUGAGGCGAAGGUGGCGAGGCAGCGGCGUCGGGCAGCAGGGCGCAGGAGGCGUGGGAAGGCGGCGUCCGGGCCGCGGGGGCCCGCUGUUGGCUGGGCGGGCCGCGGCGGUGGGAGCAGGCGGCGGCCGGGCGUGUCCGGCGGGUGUGGACACCGUCAACAAACUAAACAAGGAGAAACACCCCGGCGUCCCCCACCUCCCGACCUCCACCAACCCCCGCAGCCGCCCCAAUCCCCUAGCGUCCACCAGCCCUGUGCGCUGCGGCGCCGCCCUCGCUUCCUUCCGGCGCCCCGUCGGCCCACCUCCUCGGCCGCGCCGCGGAUCGGCCCCCUCCGCCGCGUCGCGGAUCCGCCCCCUCCUGGCAGAUCCCUCCCGCACGGCGAGCUAGAAGUUCGGAGCGCCACCACCGCUCCCUUCUCCAGCGACCCCUCCCGCACGGCGAGCUGGAUGCAGUUGACCCCCGGGGCUUGGGCAGUUCAGCCCAUCCGGCGAGCACGGCCGUCUCCUGCCACCCCCAAUAGAUGCGACCCAGCGGGUCCGAUGGAUGCUCACACCGGGAGGCGGUGCUGCUCCGGCAAGCUCCUUCUUCCUCGAGCACAUUCGUCUCCAGCUGCCUUCGAACAGCCGCGACCCACCGAAUCCGACGGAUGCUCACGCGUCCUUGAGUGCGGCACGUCGACAACAACCUCCUUGUUCUCGUUCCCUCCUCCAUCCCCGAGCACAACUUCGACGAGCCUGUCGACAGUGGCCGCGAUAGUGGGCAUGGUGGUGGCCUUCGUGCAGCCGCCGAUGCGGUCAAAACAUUCAAUGCCUGUAGAGGCCCUCAUAUGCGUUCCAUUGAGAAAGCAAAAGCGUUGGGUUCAGUCUGAAAAAGUACGGCAAUUCAUUCACAUAUAUUGUGUUACCUCUGAACCAGAGAGUAAAUCACACAAAUGUAGCUCCUUUACUCUACAGGUUUGUCAUACAUUCGACGUUGGUGGCUUUUGUGCUAUUCUGCUCAAGAAAAAUGAUCUUUGGGGAACUUUGCUAGUAGUAGACACAAAGUGUGCUUUUAAAUACCUACAGAGCAUCAUAUCAUCUAUAUUUGUUUUGAAAUGCUAUGCAUAUCCAUUAUGGCCGCAAAAAUAUGCAUGGUUGACUGGCAGAAGUUCACUACGAGUUGUCAUAUUAUUCUUCAGAGUUCAGAUAAUUGUAUUUUGGGCCGCUGGAACCUGAUGGCUCAAGCUUGUAAAAGGAUAUUCAGAAGUUCGAAAAUAAAAAAUAGUGUCAUGUGUUGCUGCGUC